Messenger RNA from Paramuricea clavata, 708 nucleotides. NCBI's taxonomy places the organism in Eukaryota, Metazoa, Cnidaria, Anthozoa, Malacalcyonacea, Plexauridae. The record is from the annotation of a GenBank genome assembly.
AUGAUUCCAUCAAAGAACUCUGGAAAUCAACUAACAAUCACACUAAUAUUCAUGCAAUAUGACAUAUAUAAUUCAACAAAGGAAGUUCUUAAGGAUUUUCAUUCUGGACAAGAAGACAAGCUUCAGCACCGCUUAAUUUGUCAAGGUUCAUUUUUCUCGAAUGUUGCUAAGUUUUCCCUUUCACAGUUAAACACACUUUGGUCUGCCGCUCAAUCAAAACUGCCAAAGAAAUUUUUCAACUUCACCGUCCGUUACAUAAAUAGCUCUCUUCCUACGCGAAAAAAUCUUACAAGAUGGGAUUUAGCUUCAAGUCCCGAAUGUUCUUUUUGCUUGUGUCCUGAAACCCUACUACACGUUGUAGCCGGUUGCCAAUCGUACCUUCAGCGCUUUACUUGGAGACAUGAUUCUAUUUUAAACUUUCUUGCUGAAACGUUUCAAGCAAUAAAUCCAUGUCGACUUUAUGCUGACCUACCUGGCUACAAAAGCCCGUCAAUUAUAACUGGUGACAUAUAUCGACCGGACUUACUCCUAAUUACUCCAAAUGAAGAUCUUUAUGUCGUUGAAAUUACUGUCGGGUUUGAAUCUAACCUACAUAAUAAUGUUAAACGCAAAAAAGCUAAAUAUAAAGACCUAAUUGAAGAUCAAAGGGGUCACUUUAGUUCUGUUAAAUUAGUAAACUUUAUCAAUGAGCUCUCUCGGUGUGUUUGA